GGUUGAGCGGAAUGACAGCGCCGUGCUAGAGAGCUCCGUGUGAACCAGACAAAAUGGGAAAUAUAUCCAGUUGAAGCGCUCAAGCUACAGCAUAAUGGAAAACGUGGCAGAGGUCAUCAUCAAAGAGGGGUUUUGAAAAGAAUAUCUCUUUCAUUCUAAAUCGAACUGUGAUUGACAGGCGGGAACGAGAACUCAAGAAAGGAAGAGUUGGUGGUUUAGUCACGAAUGGCUUUCGAUUCAGUUGGCAGCGACAGAGGUGAGGCUGCGUGGAUCAUGCAUCAGCAAAUGCAGUCUGAGCCCAAAUCAUCCUGGCCUUCCAGCUACAACUCCGAAAACAAUAACUGGAACAACGGCAUGGAAUCUGCGUAUCCUGGUUACUCAAACUAUUGGUAUCCCCAGACACACGCAGCAGUACCUUACGGCAAUACCUACCCCGCUGGAACAGAGGUCAGCGGACAAGUGCCAUACAAUCCCCAGGCAAUGUCAGCCUAUCCCAAUGGGGUGUACAAUCCAGGGCAAUACUCUACGAAUAUGCUACAUCCUUCUAAUCCGUUCUACUGCAGUGAUCAGGUUCCUUCAAGACAACCUCAGUAUCACAACCAGGCCUGUCCAGAUCAAAAUGCAGGGGGCGCAGCUCCUCCCCCCUACCCCGUGCCACACUGUCAAGGGGCUCCUGGCUACCCUCCAGGAUCUUACCCACACUAUGGAGAAGGGUGUCCCCCGAACCCUCCCUACCCCAACCAGCAGCCCAUGCUCUCAAGACCCCAGCACGAGGCCUGGUCCCACUCUGGAGGGUAUGGGCCCGCACCCCCCCAACAGCAAUGGCCAUCCAAUACCCAGACACCCCACUAUGGUAACCACGUACGACCACCUCACCCCCCACCAUGGCAAGGACCUGCACCGCCUCCAUAUGAACACAAGGAUCCACCCUAUCACGGUCAACCUCAUGUGCACUCUCGAAACCAGCCUACAGGCCCCAAACCACAUGCCAGCACCCCAAACCCAACCCCGCCCAAACCUGCCCAAUUCAGCGCUCCACCUCAAAUCUACAACAACACUCCCUCUGGAGGUGGAGGAUCCAAUGGGGGUGCUGAUCCCAAACCAGCUCAGAGUGAGCAACCUCCAGCAUCUUCCCGCUCUGGUUCGUCCACCCCUGCCCUGCUGAGCGAUAAUCCCAGCCUGGCUCGAGUCCAGCAGGUUCUGGCCAGAGUCCAGCUCCUCCAGGAGGAUGUGGAUGAGUUUGUGGGGAAAAAGAUGGAUAAGAGCUACCGAUGCUUGGAGGAGCUUUUGACAAAAGAGCUGCUGGAACUGGACUCAGUGGAGACAAACGGCCAGGAAGUCGUCCGACAGGCUCGUAAAGAGGCUGUUCAAAAGAUCCAGGCAAUCUUGGACCGUCUUGAGAAAAAGGCUUUCUAAUAAUAGGGUGGAUUGAUUUUGGUUCUGGCCGUAUAUGUGGUUGAUUAUCUCUAUUAAUUGUUGCUUAGAAUUGUUUUUUCACAGAUUAUGAUCUUCAGGGUUUGCCCGUUUUAAAUGUGUGUUAUUUUUGAGUUGCGUACCCUAAUUAUGGUAAUGUAUUAUUCAAAAUGCAGGCAUCCCUGUUCAUUGCAGUGCCAUACCCUAACCUGCUCUCUGCCAUCUAACAAAGAGCAGUGGCUGUCUGACAUCUACUCAGAAUUAAACAUAAGUCUGCUCUGCACUUGCAUGUCAUUGCAAAACACUGACUUAAGAUGAUCUUAUGUUUUUUUUUUUUUCUUGAGUUUAUUCAGGCUAAAAAAAAAGAGCUAACUUGGCUGCAUAUUAAUAUUUCCAGGGGUUUUUUGGUAGCACAAAUACUUUUUUAUUAGAUUUAGAGUCUCCAUCCCUCAUUUUGCACUUUGAUUUUUACUAUAUUUUUUACCACAGCUAUUAUACCAAUCAUUUUUAUUUUAUUGAAAAAUAGCUUGGAUAAUAAAUAAAGGAAGGAUCAGUCUUUUGUCAAGUCCCUCUCGAUCACUUUCAGUUUGACUCAUUUUUUUUUUUUUUGUUUCAUUUAGUCCACUUUUUCAUGGAAAUGUAUGUUUAACUAAUCAGAUAACACAUAAUUAGAUUUUGAACUUGAUCGUGGAUCUGUCUUGUCCAAACUGAGUGUUACAAACCUGCAGCAUGGACAGAUCAAUGUCUAGCACUCAAACCGCCGUUGGUUCCUUUCCCCUGCUAGUCUUGUUCUUUGUUUUCAAGUUAUCUUUCUUUCUUAGGUCUGCACCUGGAUUUUAAAGACCCUGUGAAAUCAAAAUGGGAGUUUUCUGGCUUUUGGUUGUCUUUAUUGUUCAAUGGAGCCUAAACUUCAUCACGUCAAACAGCUGCUGUUUUUAUAUGCUGUAGUCACUUCCUGUGUGCACCUGCAUCAUGAUUUACAUUUUAGUAUUUGGUCUUUGUAUUAACAUGAUUGUUAACAUCCUGUUGUUCUGCAGAUUGUUUGUUCCUUUUCUUUUGUUAGAAAGACUUAAUCUGUAGCUGAUACAGGUGGUAGUGGCCAGUAUCAUGACUAAUCUGUGGGCCUCAAUACAUUGUUUACAGUCCAGCAGGAGGAAUAAUGUACAGUUUAUAUCUGAAGGACUGGAGAGGGGAUUUGGAUUAUGGACGGACCAUCCGCAUCAUGGAAUAGAACAAAAAAAACGAGUACCCUUUAACGUCACUACAUUUAAUACUUUGCACCAAAGUCACUUACAUCAUGGACCGUUCAACAGGUCUUCCUCCUAGCGCAAGGAUUUUGUGACUGUUUUGUAACAAGGAAAAACAGUGCCAUAAUAUCAGCAGGUGCUUUUUCAUAUGAGAAUAGUAAAGUACUGUAUAUCUAAUAUAUACAAAAAAAAAAAAAAAACUGCAAAUCAACUGAGCUCAGCAUGAAGUCUCAAAUUUCAUGUUUAUUUUACUGUAUGUGUUCUCUCUCUCUCUCUCUCUCUCUCUCUCUGUAAAUGAUCUCUUAUGUAUACCUGAAAUUGUUAUUAGAUUAAUCUUUACAGAAAAAAAAAAUACAGUGUAUAUUUGUAUAACAAAUGUAUUGAAAACACAGAAACUCCAAAUAAGGACCAAAACUUGCCUGCUAGAGUCCCUGUUGUAAUGCAUGUGUUGAACACAAGAGGAGGCUGUUUAUAAUGUUUUAGGACCGAAUAAGGUCAACUGACUGUUGGGUUACUCAUAUUAAAAGUUA
Molecule: messenger RNA, 3190 nt
Organism: Myxocyprinus asiaticus (Chinese sucker)
Lineage: Eukaryota; Metazoa; Chordata; Actinopteri; Cypriniformes; Catostomidae
Gene: bag4
Product: BCL2 associated athanogene 4
Exons: 5
Coding region: 226-1416 (396 amino acids)
Biological process (GO): protein stabilization
Cellular component (GO): cytoplasm; membrane; cytosol
Molecular function (GO): protein-folding chaperone binding; adenyl-nucleotide exchange factor activity
Source: RefSeq, a predicted model, not a curated record